UGCUCUGACUAACGGCCACCACAAUUAUUGGUUGCAAAUUAUUCGUUGACGUUAAUUAACUAACUAACAACAAAUAAUCAUUUAAUUUAGCAUACUUCCAAUUUGUUGAUUUGAGAUUUGUCUUAGGAGUCGUUUUUCUCAUUUGAUUUUCAUCCUACUUCUUUCAAUAAGGUCUACUUUUCAAAGAUGUCCCUCUUCGCUUGUUUGCUGUUACGUAUCACAUGAUCAUUUUAGUUUUAUAUGUUUAUGGACUUGUAGUAAUGAAAUUAUUCAUGCAAUAAUAAAAUGGAAAAAUAUCCUUUUUUAUGGAAAAAUAUCCUUAAACUACAUAAAAGUUUGGCCUUUGGUAAUAUAUAGUUAUAUACUAUUAGAUAUUUUUUUUUUCAUAAGCAUAUAGUAUUUUUAAAAGCGGAAAUAAUGAUUAAAAGAAAAUAUGUGCAUUAAAGAAAACAAAAGAAAACCACGGCCUCCGGAAAAGACUUGAAGAAAUUUAUACCGAGUCGAGAAAUAAAACCUAUGGAAAAAGUGAACAAAAAUACCGCGUAAUUAUAUGAGGACUCUUCUUAACUCGUCACGAUCUCGCCACGUGUCCUACUAAAGCCCCUUAACUUCCUCUUUUAACCGCCAAAUGAAACCAACUACGUACAUACACACAUUCCCCAUUAACUCCUCCUCCUCCUCCUCCUCUGAUCACAACACCUAUCACUAAUGGCUGAUGAAGAUCGUAUGACGUUAGCACCGACAGAAAUCUAUGGACGGAGCGAUGAAGAACAACAGAACGGACCAAAAAUCUGGCGUCGGAAAACAGAGGAGCCUCCAGGAAACUGUCUUGUCUACUCCUUAACAAUCAUCGUCAUCGUCUUCGCAGUCUGCCUCAUCCUCUCCUUGAUCUUUCUCCGUAUCUCAAAACCAGAGAUCGAAACCGUAUCUAUAUCCACAAGAGAUCUCCUAUUCAGCGGCAACUCAACGAACCCUUACUUCAACGCGACGCUAGUGAGCGAUAUCUCGAUUCGAAAUUCGAACUUCGGAGCUUUCGAGUUCGAGGAUACUUCGUUGAGGAUUGUUUACGCUGAUCAUGAAGUUGUGGGAGAGACGACGAUUGGCGGGAGACGGGUAGAGGCUCAUAAGACGGUUAGAGUAACCGGGAUUGAGGCUGAGAUCGGUUCGUUUCGGUUAUUGAAUACGAGGGGUUUGGAUUCGGAUUUGAGGUCUGGGUUUUUGGAACUGACAAGUGUUGCUCAGGUUAGAGGAAGGAUUAAAGUGAUGGGAAGGAGAAAAUGGAAAAUUGGUGUGAUGAGUUGCACCAUGAGACUUAAUUUAAACGGCCGGUUUAUUCAAAAUUUGUUAUGUGAUUAGUAGUUAGUUUUUUUUUUUUUUUGUCAACGAUUAGUAGUUAGUUAUUGAUCGGUUUUGUUAUCCGGUUCAGAAUAUUAUUAUUCUUCGUUGUUUUGUCUGUUUUGCGAUAUUUUCAUGGUCUUUGACUCUUUUGUAUAUGAAUUAUGAAAUACUUUUGUUUACGAAAUACAUACCUAAAAGGUUAGCGCGUUAAGAAAAUGAUAAAUUAUUUUCUCAAUGGUAGAAUAAAUGCACAUUAAGAAUACUUUCCCAUUGUUUAGUACUAAUACCCCACAUUUUGAUUAGUACUCCGGUUAAGAAGAUUUCUUUGUUGUUAUAUAUGCUUUUGCGAUAUUGUAAUUUUAGGGGGGCUUAUUGAAUUAAGGGUUUGAGUAGGUUUUGAAGAUUUUAAGAUUUAGAGGGUUUUGUUGAAUUCUAUGAUUUUGAUGUAGGGUUUUGUUGAAUUCAAGGAUUUGGAUGGAGAUUUAAAAGGAAACUUUGGUAGGAUUUGGUAAGAUAUUUCUAAACUAUUUUAAUAAUAAAUUCGGCCACAACUUUCUAUUCCUAUUUGUAUCUAAGAUCUAUGGAUAUAGGUUGGUAGGGGAAAAAUAUAUAUUUACGGUUGUUAUAUAUUGCUCUGAUUUUGUGGCUAAAGUAUUGACAUAUAUAUAGGUUGCCGGAUGAAUAUAUCUGUUAAUAUAUUGCUAAUCUAUGUUUCCAUAUAACAGGACACAAAUAAAGAUGCAGAUUUCAAGCUCAACUGGAAGCGAGUAGCUAUCACAAGCAUGUUUGGACUUGGUUUUGUUGGUAAUGUUGGCCACUUCUGGUUUCUUUCCUGCUUCUUUCAUAAUCAUUUAGCUAUAAAUGCUCAUGUUUGCAUCUCACCUAAUCCAGCAAAACUGUUAUACUUGCGGUAUCGCAGGUACGGAGGCCUUGAUAUAAAAGCUUUGAUAUGUACCGAAGUCAACACGUUUUGUGGCACAGUGGCAGCCAAAGUGGCAAUGGAUGGUCUUAUAUUUGGCCCCAUAGAUCUACUUAUAUUCUUCACAUAAUGGGAUAAGCUACGGGCAAGAACACAUCUCAAGUUAAAGAAGGACUCAAGACAGAUUUUCUACCAGCUAUAGCUCUUGAAGGCGGAGCAUGGCCGCUUCUUCAGAUCGCAAACUUCUGAUACAUUCCUGUUCAAUAGCAACUACUUUACGUCAACAUCUUUUGCCUGAUAUAUUGUUUUAGGAGAUGUUGAAGACGGCAAGAGAAGUAAGGUUUGUUAGCUGAAGAGGUAUGUUUCCAUGUACCAUCUAAAGCUACUGCAUACAACACUGAUGCAAAUGUCUCAACCCUCCAAAUAACUCAUUCUGACUCAAUGGAAACUGAUUCUGUCCCUCCUAUAAGCUCACCAGCAGAUAAUUCCACAUCUAUUAGCGAUUCUCUAUCUGAUAUAGUAUGUGUUCCGGAAACUACACAAUUUAACACGGAUUCUGGUUUCAUUGGGAACAUCACUACAUCAACUUCUGUUUCACCUACUUCUUCUGCUCCUUUAGUCUUUGCUGCUGCACACUACCACUGUCUACCCUUGUGGUGGAUUUGAAAUGUAAAUCCAGUGUAGAUGGCCUCCGAGAUAGUUGCUUACAGUUAAGUGAUGCAAAAGGAUCAAACAGAUUUGCUAAUCUAGUCAUGUUAGAAGAAGAUAUACAGCUGGAUGUUGUGACCUCCCCCUCUCAGUCUAUGUCCCCAUCAGUCGAAACCAACGCUCAAUUUGUUUAUAACUCUUCCGUGCCUUCAACGCCAUCUUCAUUUUCAGACCUUUUUGUGGACGAUGUUGUGGCUACAAGCUCCGAUAGUUUUGAUAUGGCGCAAAGAUCUCGUGGAGAUCGUAGUAAAUAUGAAAUAAUCUUUUUUUUCUUCUUAAAUUCCAUCUCUUUAGAUGGUAUUUUGUUCUAUUGGAUUUGAAGGGUAAAUGAUAGUUUUUAAUAAUCCAAAAUAACUUUUGAUGAAUCUCAUUGAUGAAAUCCAUAUUUUCCAAUAAAGGGUGAUUUAAAAGAGUUUUUAUAAAUGAUACAUCCAAUAAAGGAGGAUUUGUAAUUUUUUUUAUAAAUACCUAAUCCAAUAAGGGAGAAUUUGGCAAAAACCUAAAAUUUUAUGAAAUCCCUAAUCCAAUAAGCCCCACUUAGUCUUUGUAUAUGAAGAGGAAUAUUUUUGUUUAC
Brassica napus (rape) is the source of this 3539-nucleotide messenger RNA. Its product is annotated as late embryogenesis abundant protein At1g64065. Gene Ontology annotation, cellular component: plasma membrane. The record is from RefSeq and is a predicted model, not a curated record. Bases 709 to 1356 code for a protein of 215 amino acids. Lineage: Eukaryota; Viridiplantae; Streptophyta; Magnoliopsida; Brassicales; Brassicaceae. The transcript has a single exon.